AUGGAGGAAUCGAUAAAAACUUUUGCAACAGAUUUCGCCGUUGACACGUUAUCGUUCAAACUCUUAAGACGAUUCUCUUCGCGGAAGAUCCUGUCUCAAGCGAUACAUCAUUCCGAAUUUUUCGCUAAUUAUAAGAGCUUAUACACUGGCAACAAAAGGCAACUGAUCGUUCUUCUUCUUACGGACGAUCAAACUCUUAAGAUCUUCGAACAAUUCACCAAGAUACAUAAUUUAUCGAUGUACGCAUGGUUUAUUGUAUUCUGGGCCAGACGUGGAACAGCUUUACAUGAUUACUGCGAAAAACCGAAGGUGAACCGUUUUCAUCUAAACUUCGACGUUCGGAUGCUGGUCAAAUGUCUGGAAAAUCCAGAGAUUCGAGAAUGGUACGCUUUGGAUCCGAAAGCUGAAGUCAGAGUCAACGAGUUGAUGGAAUGGAUGCCUGGAACAGGUUUAAUCCGGAAGACAAAGCUGACCUUUUAUCAGCGCAGGAGAGAUUUUAAUGGAAAAUUGCUGAAAGUAUCGACUGUCAAGGAACUCGUCCGCACUGCGGGUAAUUCUAAUAAAAUCGAGGAUAGGCCGAUUGAACUGAUGAUGACGGAGAUGAUGCGCUACAUGAACUUUAACGUCAGCUUUCAGCAGCCAAUACCAAACUACGGUCUGUUCAAUCAGACGGAACAGGAAUGGAACGGGAUGCUAGGAAAUUUGUCGCGUGGUGAGAUCGACAUGUGCUUCACUGACAUAACCAUGACCCGACAGAGGCAUCGGUACUUCGACUACACUUGGCCGCUCUUCAUGACGCCUAAUGUUCUUUACAUAAAAAAAGUUGGAAAAUCUGCCGUUAAAUGGAAUGCUUAUUCAAAAGCUUUUGACUACAAAAUUUGGAUAUCCAUAAUGAUAUUAAUGACAAUUGCAUCGAUAGCCGUUACAAUAAUAAAGGCCAAAAUCAAACAAACUUAUGGCAACAAAAAUAGCUUUUUAGAAAAUCAGUUGUAUGUCUGGGGAAUUUUUUGCCAACAAGGAUUACCAGCAUUUCCGGACUCUUCGCCUCUUAGAAUCGCGUACGUUUCGAUGUUCUUCUGUGCUAUUGUAAUCACGGCUGCUUUCUCUGGAUCUAUCAUCAGUAAUUUGACUAACUUGGCGAUAGUCCUACCAUUUACUUCCUUCAAAGAAUUCGUCAGUCUUGGCACUUACAAACUCACCGUCAUGAAGAAUAGCUUCGAUCAUGAAUAUUUUACUUACAAUCAGGAUCCGAUCGUAGCAAAAAUGAAACAGAUGAUGGUACGAGAUAAAGAUUUGCCUGCUAAUAAUGUGGAAGGAUUACAGCAGAUCUGCCGUGAGAAAGCUGCGUUUUAUACGAACGAAGCGAUGAAAAAUAAAGUCGCGAAGACGGUACCUUGUAAAAUCACUGCCAUCUUGACCGGAGGGAAUCGAUUCAUGGCACUACCACUGUCCAAAAAUAAUCCUCUCACGGGUUUUUUAAAUCAUCAUGAAGAGGAACUUCAAAGCUUUGGAAAUUUCACGAAAGACCAUAACUUAGCUUUUCAUAAUUGGCUUGUCAUUUUUUAUGGAAUGCCUACGAAAAGUAUGCUUGACUUUUGUGAAAAACCUCCAGAUAACCGGCUGAAUUUGAAUAUCGAUUAUCACGUGCUUGUAAAAUGUUAUGAUAGUGAAAAAAUUCGUGAGUGGUACGCGUCAAAAGCAAGAGAUACCGUAAAAACUUUAGAUUUAAUCGAAUGGAAAGCCGAAAGUGGUUUGAUUGUACGAAAUAAGAAAAACGUAUACGACAGGCGACGUGACUUCGGAGGAGCAGAAUUAAAAAUAGCAGCAAUGAUGGAUCAAGAGCAGCUUCCGAGACUAACAGCUGAUGGACAAAUGCAACACAUCGACGUCUAUCAAAAUAUCAUUUACGAGCUCAUAAAUGCGAUGAACUUUAGUGUGACACUUUUGCCAGCAGUGAAGACCUACGGCAGGUUCGAUGAAUCGCAAAACAAGUGGAUCGGCUUUAUGGGUGAAAUAUUAGCUGGAAACAUUGAAGUUCCAUUUAGUGAAUUUGGUAUCGUCAGUGAGAGAUUGGAUUCUUUCGACUACACAUGGCCGCUUACCUUAGCACACAGUAUGCUUUACUACAAAGAUCCGGAAAUCUCCGAUAUCGAGUGGAAUGCUUAUAUUAAUGGAUUUUCAGUCGACGUGUGGAUAACGUUUGCGAUUAUUUUGACGAUCUUACCAAUAGUUUUAGCUUACAUCAAAGCGAGAAUCGAAGGCAAAUACGAUUUCAUUGAAAACUAUUUACAUGUUUGGGGUAUCUUCUGUCAACAAGGAAUAGAAGACGAUUCAUAUUCUUUGUCCUGGAAAAUCACAAUAAUAUUCUUCUAUCUAUCACAACUAGUACUUUUUGGAGUAUACUCUGCGAUUCUCGUCAGCUACUUGGCAACUCUGAAGACAAGGCUGCCGUUUACAACUGUGGAAGAAUUUUUAAAUGAUGGUUCUUAUAAAUUAGUUACUAUUCUCAACGGUAGCGAUGAAACUUUUUUUCUGAAUACUAAGGAUCCAGUUUUGGUUAAAAUGAGGAAUACGCAAAUGCUGCCCUGGAAAAGUUUGCCUUUGAACUUCACCGAGGGAUUUAAAAUGGCAUGUGAUGGUGGACGAAAAAUCGCAUUGUACUCUCACGAUCAAAAGGUCAAAAAAUACAAAUCAGCUCGAGCUUGCAAAUUAGCUCGAGUACCCGUGAAUCGAAGACGUUACCAAGCUUUGCCUUUGGUUAAAGAUAGUCCUCUCAGAAAUUUUUUCAGCUACUAUAUCCUCAGGUUUCAAGAACACGGUAUGAGUAAUCGUUUAUUCAACAUGUACUACAAUAGAUACGACGAUUUCUCGACGGAAUUCAGCCCAGUCAACCUUCAAGAAAUCGCGCCGGCACUCGCUAUUCUGCUGUUCGGAAUGAUCCUGAGUUUUGUAAUCAUGCUGUUGGAACGGUUAUAUUUCAAAAUCAAACAUAGACAUAGCAGUACAAUUAACGGCAUAAAAAUGCCCCAAAAAGUUCUGGUAAAAAUGCAGCAAAAAAUUGUACGAAACCGAACUAUGUUUUCAUAAUUAAAAUAUAUUACAAAUUAUUUUGGAAUA
This is a messenger RNA of Nasonia vitripennis (jewel wasp), 3117 nucleotides long. RefSeq lists its product as uncharacterized. Gene Ontology annotation, cellular component: membrane. The record is from RefSeq and is a predicted model, not a curated record. Bases 1 to 3087 code for a protein of 1028 amino acids. The transcript has 13 exons. Lineage: Eukaryota; Metazoa; Arthropoda; Insecta; Hymenoptera; Pteromalidae. Gene Ontology annotation, molecular function: glutamate-gated receptor activity.